AUGUCACCGCCAACGCCCUCCGCGGGGGUAAUCCGUUCCCUACGACACUUCAUAUCCCGCCCAUAUUGCCUCUCUUCACCCCUGUCCACCUCCUCCAAGCGCACCUUUUCCCUCCUCCACCGACCACCACACACCACACCUCCCUUACGCCGUAAACUGACAUCCGUCCAAUAUAUAUGUACACCAUCGUCCCUCUCUUCACCAUCGCGGAAAUUCUCUAGCACUCUCUACCACAAUGCCACGUUGAACCAAGUCCGUCGGGGUUGUCGGAAGGGCAAGCGUGCGCGGAAAACCACCUCGCCCGCGCUUGUAGGCCGGCCGCAGAUGAAAGGCGUGUGUCUGAAGACGGGAAUCACGAAGCCGAAGAAGCCUAAUUCUGGAGAGCGCAAAACGGCGAGAAUCCGGUUGACUAAUGGCGCGGUUGUUACGGGGUACAUCCCAGGCGAAGGAUUGUCCUGGUGUGCGGUACCAUCUUGUCCGUGGAGCGUUGGAUUUGUCUGGCGUUGGCAACCGUAUCACCAGCCGCUCGAAGUACGGGACGAAGAAGCCGAAGAGUGCUUAAUGCAGUUCGGGUAG
Messenger RNA from Histoplasma capsulatum G186AR, 576 nucleotides. RefSeq names its product ribosomal protein S12. NCBI's taxonomy places the organism in Eukaryota, Fungi, Ascomycota, Eurotiomycetes, Onygenales, Ajellomycetaceae. Gene Ontology annotation, cellular component: small ribosomal subunit; ribosome. Gene Ontology annotation, molecular function: structural constituent of ribosome. The transcript is spliced from 3 exons. The record is from RefSeq and is a predicted model, not a curated record. Gene Ontology annotation, biological process: translation. Bases 1 to 576 code for a protein of 191 amino acids.